Molecule: messenger RNA, 402 nt
Organism: Pelobates cultripes (western spadefoot toad)
Lineage: Eukaryota; Metazoa; Chordata; Amphibia; Anura; Pelobatidae
Source: the annotation of a GenBank genome assembly
AUGGCAGCGAGGCGGGAAGCUCCUAUGUCUCCCACUGUGCGCCUGCUGAAGUCCAUGGCUGGUGCACAAGGUGAGACUGAAAAGCGGUGGAAGACCCUGAUCCUGUCCAUUGCGAGGAACAACCUGUUCACACCUGGGCUUGGGGGCCCUAUGGUGUUCUAUCCUGUCUUGGGACUGUGCUUUACCCGUGGCAGGCAUGGGAUGAGUCAGGCUCACGGAUACGGUGUUGAAAAGCUUAUGGCCACUCACAUUUUCCCUCUCCCAGAACCUGAUAGGGAAAUUCGAUGCCUUAUUGCCUCUCCUUAUGGGUUAACACUACACAAUCUCCUGAGCCUUAGCAUAGCAAUCUUUAUAAUCCCACCAACCUGGGGGCUUCCUAGGGGAUUUAACAAUCUCAGUUGA